CGAUUAUUAGUACCGACUGGCGCAGUACUCCUCAACUGUUGCACGGUCUUAUUCUGAGCACUCGCGCUCGCAGCGAGCUGAGCGGCACUCGUACGAGGCAAGCGCGACGACACUCCGCUCGCAUCGACCGCGACACUCGCGAGUACCACCAAAGGCACUAUCCAAUGGUACCUCAUAAUUUACUCGUCUAUAUAAUAUAUUUUAGACAGAAAAAUGUUACAUUCUUCACAAUUAUUAUCAAUAAAACACGAAUGACUGUGUACUACGGUACUAUAAUAUACACCUGCUGUCAGUUAUAUGGUUCUUCGUAUUCCGAUCUGAAUGAGCGUUAAUGUGGUACUAAAUGGUUCCCGCCAUGGUACCGCGGCGACCAGACGUUUUGGUCGGCAGCAUUUGGCGGGUACAGAACCGGAGUACUUUUCAAUCAAAGGGCCCUAUUUUCGAAGCAAAAAGCCCCUUCAACUAUCGAAAAUGGCCGUAAAUUUAGUACAAAAGCGUUUCAUGUCCUCGGCCCUACAAAAAUUCUGCUACAACCUUGCCGGAUUCAACAAAUACGGAUUGUGGAGGGACGACCUACUAUAUGCGAACCCCGACGUCCAGGUGGCUUUGAAAAGGUUGCCCCAAAAUGUUGUAGAUGAGCGCAACUACAGGAUGCUCAGAGCCACCCAGUUAUCUAUUCAGAAAACCUAUUUACCAAAGGAACAAUGGACCAAAUUAGAAGACGAUAAGCUAUAUUUAACGCCUUUGGUUGAGGAUGUUAUCAAGGAGAGACAAGAACGUGAAGAAUGGAACAAAAUCUACUAAGAAAUAGUCCAUUUGAAUUUGAAGAUGUAGAAAAACCCAAUUUAUUUAUACUUGUUUAGGAUUUUGUGUAUUUAAUUAAGUUGUAAAAAUAAAAUAAGUACCUAUAUGAUUAUAUUGGUUGGUUGUUAGUAAAGGGUUAGAGAGGGGAGAAAUACAAAUAUAGUUAUAAGACAGGGUUGUAUUUUGUACUACAAAGAUAAAGAUUGUACUGGUUGCAG
This is a messenger RNA of Ceutorhynchus assimilis (cabbage seed weevil), 1022 nucleotides long. Lineage: Eukaryota; Metazoa; Arthropoda; Insecta; Coleoptera; Curculionidae. The record is from the annotation of a GenBank genome assembly.